Messenger RNA from Carassius auratus (goldfish), 9607 nucleotides. Its product is annotated as sushi, nidogen and EGF-like domain-containing protein 1. The record is from RefSeq and is a predicted model, not a curated record. The transcript is spliced from 38 exons. Lineage: Eukaryota; Metazoa; Chordata; Actinopteri; Cypriniformes; Cyprinidae. Gene Ontology annotation, molecular function: calcium ion binding; Notch binding. Bases 4857 to 9122 code for a protein of 1421 amino acids. Gene Ontology annotation, biological process: Notch signaling pathway; cell-matrix adhesion.
UGUAUGCAGAGUUGUGUGCACAGAGAGAGCAGGCAGAGUCGCAGCUGCGGGCUGAGUGUGGGGAGCAGCGAAUGCAGAGUCGCAGAGUUCAGCAGCAGCUGCAGGAAGAACUGGCCAAGCUGCAGCAGCACUGUACAGAGUCCCUGCUGCAGGCCGAGAGCCAUAAACAGCAGGUCACAGUUUUGGGGUUGCAGACAGAGUUUCAGGACCUAUGGUCUCGUUUCGAGGAGUCUCUGAGUUCCCGUGAAGUUUCGGAGCGCAGCUUAAAUAACCAGAUCAGAGAGCUUUCUUUGCAGAGGCAGGAGGCUCAGCAUGAGGUCACACAACCCAAGAUUUUACAUUCCAGUUGUUCAGUCACAGAACAAAAUCUAUUAUUCAGAACACAUACCAAAAUAAAACCCUAUGGCCCAUGAGAGCAGUGAAAAUUGUUUGUGCCAGUGCCAAACAACCAACGUCAUGUAAGUAAGUAGGUGGGUUAGUUAAUGUUGGUCUGUGAGGCAACAUAAGGCCUUGUUGGAGUCCAACUUGUACUUACCAGGGGCAGUCUUGGGGAGCACAAUUUAGCAGAUACUAAUGUUGAACUUGGCAUUGGUUAAGGUAUACUGAGCAUGCUCCAGGUGCCACCAGUUUGAUUGGCCAGCACACAUGUUUGUGUUGUUUCUAUGUGUUUCCUUGUUUCUGCCUUUCAGGCUCAGUCGACCUUUGGAAUAAACCUCUACACAUACCUCAGGCCACAGAUUUAGUUGUUAGAAACUCUAUCCCCAUGAACCCAGAGUGAUAUGUUACUCAGUGGCUGUGCUUUCUCUGGUCAGACAAUCACAAACCACCAGUGGUGAGAGGGAACGAUAAAAGCCAGCAGGGAAGUGAAAAGCAAAAGCUUUCUGUAUGAUAUAAAAAGGAGAAUUUGCAAUCACAAAUAAGCAGGUGGAGCAUUUGAGGAGGGAACUGAGUGAAGUGGAGGAGAGCAGAGAAUCUGGCUUUUGCAGGCUUGCAGCGGUGUGUAUCAGAACUGGAAGAAGCACAGCACCAGGAGAAAGAGUUGCAGCAACAACGGGAUGCCAAUCUUCAGGAGAUCCAAGUGAAGCAGCGUGAGGAGGUUGCUUGCUUGGAGGGGGCACUGCAGGAGGCCAGAGGCCUGGAACAUCAGCUGGGACAGAGUGAAGCCAUACGGAGAGAUCUUGAGCCCAGGUUGAAUGUUCUCAGUUCUACCCUAAGAUUUACACUUGGAAGCAGACGUGCAAGACAGUUACCCGCACCUGGGAAACGCAGACAGAGUCCCUCACAAUGGAAAACUCGAUCACCUGUGAAAGGUGAAAGCAUGUUAGAUGAACCUGGGGUGAGUGGAUUGCCAGUGUGUUCUCUGUGCCCCUCCCACAGAGAGGAAGGAGAAUUGGAUUUGGACUCAGUUCACAUGUUGCUGCAUAGCUUCCAGCAAAAGCUCAGGAACACACCAAGAGAGUGGGUAUCUGACACCUCUAAAUUGCAAGAAAGGCGACAAAGGCAUCAUAAAAGCAGUCCACCCAGUUAUACUAAAAUUAUGCUAGACUUAUCUUUUAGUGAGCUGUUAACUGCUGUGACUGAAUUACUCUGUUAGAACCGAGUAGAAACAAAUCAGUCUGAUUUUUGAAUAAAUCAUUCAGUUUGUUUUUGUGAGCUGGAUCCAACUUAAAAGGAUGAUUUGUUGAUGAAUUUUGCUCACAUAAACUUUUUUUUGGUCUUCAUUUAUGACAGCUCUGUAUCCAUUCUUUGUCACUGCAUGGAAGAAUAUUUCUUCAGAGUUUCUCCUUUUUUGUUCCACAGAAGACAAGAUCAUACAGGUUUUGAGCAACAUAUAUGAAUUAACUAUUUCUAAGCUUACACAUAUACACUUCCCCUUCCCAUAAAAACUCAAGAUUUGCAGGAUUUGACCUUAGCAAAGUUUUGGUCUUGAGCAUGACCAUUAAUGCCAUGGACAAAACUAUAGUGAGGAACAAACAAAUAGAGGAUCUGAAACAACACACUGUGUAUCAAUAACUAUAAGAACUAAAAUAACAUAAACAACAUUUUCUUUGUCUUUGUCUUUGACUGUAAGAUGAGGCACAGGCACAUAGGCUCAGAAAGCAGGUAGAAAAGCUGCAUUUUAUAGCAUGCAUAAGUUUGCAGAUUGAUAACUGCCUUACUAAGCUGACCAUAUACUAGAAAUUCCCUACAAUAGCAAGACAGAAGACAAGCUUAAACAUCUCAACUUGAUGAUUAAACAUAAUUAAGCAAAUUAUCUUUUGAGGCUUCAUUAAAAAGACUGUCAAUCAUUUUUCUUCAAUGUGAACUCACAAACAACCUUAUUAAGUUCAUUGUGGUUCAGCCACAAUAUGUUUUUUUCAUAAUCUGGUAGUAGUGAGAAGAACAGCCUCCUCAUUAAAACUGUAUGUGGGUGUGUGAUUAUGCAUGUUUGAAAUGAUGCUUGUUCAUACUUGUCUGUGUGUGUAUAUGUGCACAGGAAAGGUUGGAUAAGACACGUGAGGCUCUGAUAAACAGUAGGAAGCAAAAUCAUGGGUUGAGUGAGAGACUACAGAUCCUGCAGAGAAGCUAGGAUGAGUCUGAACUCAGGGUCUCUGAACUGGACAAACAGAAACAAGGCCUGCAGGAGGUUAUGCACACACACAUACUCUUACAGUUUACACAAUGUUUUAAAGAGUUAGUUUGCCUAAAAUAAAAAUUAUUUUGUCAUUUACUUACCCUCAUUUUAUUCCAAACCCUGGCGUUCCUGCCAUUCCUCUUUCUUCUCCUGUCACUGUCUGGGGUCUCUCUGGUCAGCCUGUAGCCACUAUCACCCACACCACCCCUCGUGUAAGUCUUGUUGUCUCAGGCAAUCACCAUGAGUCGGCUGUGCUGUUCCUCCUGGAGUCCCCUCAUGCCAGUCUUGUUCUGGGGCACCCUUGGUUGGUUCAGCACAGUCCUCAUGUGGAUUGGUCCUGCAGUCAGAUUGUGUCUUGGCGUCAGUCAUGCCAUGCAUGUUGCCUUGGUGCUGCCUCUCCUCCUGUGUCUGUGUCUCCUGUGUUGCAGGUUGAGGCUGUUGACCUCACUGGGGUUCCGGGGGAGUACUCCGAUCUGCUGCAGGUUUAGUCUAAGACUAAGUUAGACCUCCGCAACACCUAUCAUUUCAUCCACAUUCAUGUGGGUGAUGAGUAGUAGACAGCCUUCAAUACCGUCACUGGACACUAUGAAUACCUAGUUCUUCCGUUUGGGCUCACUAGUGCUCCUGCUGUCUUCCAGGGCAUGGUCAAUAGCAUGUUGGGAGACAUGAUUAAUCGAUUUAUCUUUGUGUACCUCGAUGAUAUUCUCAUCUUCUCUACAUCCCUUCAGGAAUACACUAUACAACGGCUGCUGGAGAACCAGCUUUAUGUCAAAGCGCCAAGUCAGUCUGGUUCCUGUGCUUUAUAGUCUCAAAUGGGGAAAUUAAGAUGGAUCAGGCCAAGGUCGAAGCUGUUGCCAAGUGGCCAGUCCCCAGCUCCAGGAAGGCUCUGCAGCAUUGAUAAUUUAAAGUCCCGAUUAAUCUCUGCUCCUGUUCUCUCCGUUCCAGAUCCUGAACGGCAAUUCAUUGUUGAGGUGGAUGCGUCUGAGGUUGGGGUGGGCGCAGUCUUGUCCCAGCAUUCCAGUAAGGAUGGGAAGUUAGAAGCCUUAACCCUGAGAACAAAAUUACUACAUUGGCAACCGUGAGCUGCUGGCGGUGAGGUAGGCCCUGGGUGAAUGGUGUCACUGGUUGGAGGGGUCGGUGCUGCCCUUCUUGGUCUUGAUGGAUCACAAGAACUUAGAGUAUGUCAGUUCGGCCAAGAGAUUGAGUCCGUGCUAGGCUCGCUAGGCACUCUUUUGUCGCUUCAACUUCACCCUUUCGUACCGGCCUGGUUCUAAAAACAUUAAACCGAUACCCUAUCCCAUCAGUUCGAGUGAUCGGGAGAGGAGGCCCCUACUGAGACAAUACUCGCUGAGGGGGUGGUGGUAGGGGUCCUCUCCUGGGAUGUCGAGAGGUGUGUAGAGGAGGCCGGACAAGGGGAGGAAGUACGAGUCGAUUGUCCAGCGGGUCGGUUGUCCGUGCUGGCAGCACUACACCCAGAGGUCCUUUAGUGGAGUCAUGAGUCUAGGAUCGCCUGCCAUCCAGGAGUCAGGAGAUCUCUGGUUGCCAUCCCCCAGCGAUUCUGGUGGCCCGCUAUGGGCCAGGAUUUCAGGAGGUUUGUAUUGGCUUGCUGCGUUUGUGCCCAAAACAAGUUCUCUGACCGUCCCCCCAUUGGUUUACUUCAACCCCUGCCCAUUCCUUCUCAUCCCGGGUCACACAUUGCCUUAGAUUUUGUCUCUGGCUUGCCUCCUUCGAGAGGUUCCACUGUUAUUCUCAUGGUGGUGGUUCGCUUCUUUAAAGCGGUUCAUUUUGUUCCCCUACCCAAACUCCCCUCUGCCAAGGAGACCGCCCAACUGGUAAUUGGCCACGUCUUCUGGAUUCAUGGUCUUACGGUGGACAUGAUCUCUGAUAGGGGUCCCCAGUUUGUCUCCCGCUUUUGGCAAGAAAUUUGUCGAUAGACUGGGGCCUCUACAAGUCUGUCAUCAGGUUUUCAUCCCUAGACCAACGGCCAGUGUUACUGAGCCAAUCAGGAUCUCUAGCGAGUCCUCCGUUGCCUGGCAUUCCGCAAUCCUGCCUACAGCCAACAGCUCACUUGGAUUGAGUAUUCCCAUAAUACUCUUACAGUGCCAUCCACAGGUUUGUCACCCUUUGAAUGUUCUAUUGGUUUACCUACCUCCUUUAUUUCCCUCUCAGGAAACCGAUGCUGCAGUGCUGUCUGCUUUAGCCUUUGUCCGGAGAUGUCGUAGUGUCUGGAGGAAGACUAGAAAUGCCCUGGUCAAGGCCUCCAGAUGGACCAAAGCAGUGGAUGAUCACCACCGGAUUCUGGCGCCCCGUUAUGCCUGUGGUCAGAGAAAAGGUCAUGGGGAGGCUGAGGAGACUGGUGCUCUCCAUGUGCAUGCUUCUCAUUUUGCUUCAUGGCGUGGAGCCGGCUGUACCCCUGCAGGAGUUCUACCCAUUUGGCCUGGAUGAUGGUGACUCCCAGACCAUCGAGCAAGAUGAUGGGGGUUCAGGACUGGUAGCGAUCUCUGUGGCUUUCCCUUUCUUUGGAGAACAGCACACUGGACUCUAUGUUAACAACAAUGGCCUGGUGUCUUUCCUGAGGGAGGUGUCCCAGUUCACCCCAGUGGCUUUCCCUAUUGCUGGAGACCGCAGGGUAGUGGCUCCAUUCUGGGCAGAUGUAGACAACCGACGGGCAGGAAAAGUUUUCUAUCGAGAAAGCAAAGAUCCUACCAUCCUGAGAAGAGCCACUGCAGACAUUAAUCAUUACUUCACUGAGUUCCCUAUGUUUGUCACUACAUGGGUGCUGAUUGCUACCUGGCAUCAAGUCACAUUUUUUGGUGGCAGCUCAAUAACUCCGGUCAAUACAUUUCAAGUAGUUCUAAUCACAGAUGGUGAGCUCUCCUUCACCAUCUUCCAGUACCACAAUAUGUCUUGGACAACAGGGAUGCAUGCUACCAGUGGUGGUGACCUAGCAGGCUUGGGAGGCAUAGCUGCACAGGCAGGUUUUAAUGCUGGUGAUGGGAGGCGCUAUUUCAACAUCCCAGGCUCUCGGACAGAUGAUAUUGUUGAAGUUGAAACCACCACAAAUGUGGGCUAUCCUGGUCGUUGGGUCUUUCGCAUUGAUGAUUCUCAGGUGCAAGUGGGCAGCUGCAAUGACUCAGCAUCGGUCUGUGCUAACUUAAGGCCCUGUGAAAAUGGUGGCCGUUGCAUUGAUGACUGCAUCACUGGAAAUCCCUCUUUCACUUGCUCGUGUUUGGCUGGCUUCACUGGACGCAGGUGCCAGAUAGAAGUUGACGAGUGCUCAUCAUACCCCUGCCAGAAUGGAGGCACAUGCGUGGACAAGAUCAACCACUUCAUCUGCCUGUGUCCAGUGGGAUUCAUAGGGACAACAUGUGAAACAGACAUAGACGAGUGCCAAGAGACCCCAUGCCUCAAUGGAGCACAGUGCACACAGGGUUUUGGCAACUUCACCUGCAUAUGCCAAGCAGGUUACACUGGGUUCCUAUGCGAGUCAAAUAUUAAUGAAUGUGCAUCCAUGCCAUGUUUAAAUGGAGCUGUGUGUGAAGACCUGGUGAAUAACUACACCUGCACGUGUACAGCAAACUUCACUGGAAGCCACUGUGAGACAGAGUUACUUUUCAUGGAAAAUUCCUCAAUUACUGAUGCUGCAAAUCAGACAGUGCCCUGCGAUGGAGAGAGUUGUGAAAAUCAUCGAAUCUGCGAGUACAUUGGCUCUGGAAACUACAACUGCACCUGCACCCCAGGUUAUUACGGUGACGAUUGUGAAGAGGAGUGUCCCUGUCAGAAUGGAGGGCUUUGUGUUGAUGUGAAUGGCACCUGUGAAUGUCCAACAGGCUUCACUGGACUCUACUGUCAGCUUGAGGUAACACAAACCCCCUGUAGUAACAACAGACCGUGUCCGGAUGGAGGUCCAUGCUUAGAGUAUGGUGGCACGUACCUCUGCACUUGCCAAACUGGAGCUGACUUUGAUCACAAGGACUUCUACCCAUAUGUACAGCCCCGAUCGGCCUGUGAUUCCUCACCGUGUCAGAAUGGAGGCUAUUGCUAUGAGAGAGAUGGAGGCUACAUUUGUGAGUGCAAGCAUGGCUACAGAGGAAAGCAUUGUGAAAUAGUCAGAUUAAGUAUCUGUGCCUCUAGUCCCUGUCGUAAUGGAGGCUCUUGCAAAGAAGAAGCUGACAGCUACCGAUGUGUCUGUCCCUUCCGUUUCACAGGGAAGCACUGUGAAGUGGGAAAGCCAGAUCCUUGUGCCUCCAGUCCCUGUCUGAAUGGGGGAACAUGUUUCCACUACAUCGGUAAAUACAAAUGUGAGUGCUCCCCAUCCUUCAUAGGAAGACACUGCGAGAGCAACAGAGGAUCCAGUCCGGCAUUGGAGGGUCCAGACUGUGGCCCCCCUGUGAAAAUCAAGCACGCAGAGGUACAGUACUUCUCCACUGCUCCAGGCUCCAUGGCUUCGUAUGUAUGCCACCCAGGCUACACUCCACUUCCAAGGGCCACCCAGAGCAUCUGCAGCAGCCAGGGGUCCUGGAGCCAGCCUCCAGUCUGUGAAGAGAUAAACGAGUGUUUGUCUGAUCCAUGUAUGAAUGGGGGAACUUGUCGUGAUAGGAUAGCCUCCUACCUGUGUGAAUGUGAAGAUGGUUUUAGCGGACAGCGAUGUCAAACAGACAUUGAUGAAUGCCUUUCUGAGCCAUGUAAGCACGGAGGUACGUGUGAGGAUCAGCCUGGCUCUUACUUCUGUCACUGCCAGCAGGGCUAUGCCGGACAGGACUGUGAGAUAGAACAGGAUGGAUGCGAGCCAAACCCUUGCUUGAAUGGAGGUGUAUGCCGAGGCUACAGGAGGAACCAUCUGUGUGUGUGUAAAGAAGGUUAUGUUGGAGACCACUGCCAGACAUUGGAGAACCCGUGUGUCCUGCAGCCGUGUGGAAACCGGGGCGUCUGUAGGAGUGAUAGAAGGGGGAACUACAGCUGCGCCUGCUGGGUGGGCCACACAGGGAGAGACUGUGAGAGAGACCUGUUGCCUCCAUCUGGCCUGCAUGUGUUGCGGGUAGAAGAAACUGAAGUCGAGCUAUGCUGGGAUCAGUCCGAUGCCACUCAGAAUUUAAUCAGCGGCUUUGCUGUUGCCUUUGCUCCUGUUGGUCAUGGACCGAGGAAGACAGAUUUCCUGGAAAAGCAGCAUUCUACCUAUGUACUACAGGGCCUGAACCCCGGACAGCUUUACAACAUCUCCACCUUCUCCGUCAAACGCAACACCAACAGCAAUGACAUAAGCCAGCCAGCUUUCGCUCUCAUCCGCACAAGGCCACGGAAGGUGGAACAGCUGGAGGUAGUGAAUGUGUCGUCCUCUCAGGUUUGGCUGCGGUGGCUGGUGCAUGUUGGCCACCAUGCUGGGGUCAGUCAGGUUCGGGUGUCCCUGGUGCCUGCAGAUGGUAGUGGAACUCGCACAGCUGUGCUCAAUAGCAGCGUCACAGAGUACACCUUUAGCACAUUGCUCCCAGGUCAGAUGUACACAGUAGAUGUAGUCACACAGAGUGGUCAACGCCCUGAAGACUUACCAUCAACUAGCAAAUCUGCUGGGCCACUCCACUUCUGGACCAGGCCGCUUCCACCUCAGAACCUUUCCCUCUCUCACAUCACCCCCACCUCUGCUCGGGUCACGUGGGACCAUCAUCCUCGGAGUCUUCCAGAUGGUUUUGUGGUCAAUAUUACUCGAGGCCUGAGCACCCGUAGCCGCUACCUACCUGAUGGAAGUUUAGGGACUUAUACACUACGAGAUCUCAUUCCAGGCCAACAUUACCGACUUGCCCUCACUGCUUUACGCAAAAUGGGCAAGGACAACAUUCAGAGCAUCCCUCAACACCUUGCCUUCACCACACAACCAGUUCCAAAGGGCCAAAGCAGAGGUGACAGACUUAAGGGAGGACAGGACUACCAGAUAGGACAGACCUUGACACACGUUCAAGACGGAGGCACAGAUGACCACACAGAACUCCUCGAAGAGACCCAAAGAUAUACAGAGCUUAUUGACAGAAGAGGGAGAAUCACAGCUAAAUUUACCAACCUUCCUCAUAAAACCAUCAGACACCACACAAAGCCUGACCCUCCAAUCACAUUAGAAAGGAUGGAAGAAACCACCAAUAAGAUAAGUCUAGCUCUGGAAAUUCCUGAAGAAGUGACAACGGGUAAAUCUGAGUCAUCCCAAGACUGCAGAACUCAGCCCUGCCAGAAUGGAGGAACAUGUGCGCAGAUCAACGAGUCGUUCAGCUGCAACUGUGCCGCUGGUUUCAAGGGCAGACGGUGUGAGCUAUAUUGUCAGCGAGUACCUCACCCAUGUACUCGCCUUUACUCCGAAACAAAGAGUGUGCCUGUAUGGGAGGAUGGUGCCUGCCAUUAUUUGUACAAAAGGACUUAUAAAGUUCAGCAGGAUGUUUGUUUUCGAGAGAUCUGUGAGCCUUUGCUGUCUAAGAAAGUACUGCUCAAGACUCCAAACAGAAGAACUCAAAAACAACAACAAUAAUGGAGGCCAAAUCAAUGACAGCUUUGGGGAGUAAUUGCUUCUCUUAUUCUUAGUUUAAAUGAGGGUGCAUUACCAUUGUUGACCCUUUUUUUGCAUCACUGGUCACCUUUUAUUGGCUACAUUGUCCUAUGGAUGUAUAUUUGUUCAUUUACAACUCCAGAUCUGUAGAUGAGCUUGACCAUAUGAUUUAGGAGUUAUCUGCAUCAAAUAGCAUACCUCAAAUGUAAAUAUUAUGUGAUAUUGACAUCUAGUGGCCAUCAAGUCCCUCAGGGAAUUUUUUUUUGAGUAAUUUUUAAUGUUGAGUUUUCAAAGCCUUCAAGUAUUUUCAUUCAACCAUUCAUUCAAACCUGGUUCUCUCCUACAGCAAGAUCACACAAAUUACUGGAAAGAAAAUGGCAUACCAUUGUUUCUGUUUAUUUAACAGAAAUCUUUCUGCUAGCUACUAUGUAAAUAGUGUUUAUAGUCUGUUUUUGUAGUUGAAUAUU